AUGUCCAGCGACGAUGAGGGAGCCGCUGCAGCAAAGACACCUGCAGCAAAGCCCGCGAUGUCGCGCUUCCUGCGCAAGCCAGGGGGCGCGUCAUCCUCAGAGAGCGAGUCUGAGGAGAGCGAGAGCGAGGAGGAGAGCGAGGCGAGCGAGGAGGAGGGGGAGGGCGCGAAGAAGCGGAGUCGGUUCCUCGUGGCGGGGAGCGAGGAGGAGAGCGAUGAGGAGGUGAAGAGGGUUGUUAAGAGCGCAAGGGAUAAGCGUCUUGAUGAGAUGGAGGCGUGUGGGAAGACGAUGGAUAACGCGCUCAAGAUUAAUGAUUGGGUUGCCAUCUCGAAUGAGUUUGAUAAGCUGGUGCGCAUGGCGCAGCGCCAGCAGAAUGUCUCGGAGCUCGUGCCGCCGUUUUACAUCCGUACGCUGAUCGGUCUCGAGGACUCGCUGACCAGCGCGGUGGCCAAGGAGAAGGAGGCGAAGAAGAAGAUGAAUGCGAGCAAUGCGCGUGCGCUCAAUGGGAUGAAGCAGAAGGUGAAGAAGGUCGCGAAGGAGUACGAGGCGGAAAUCAAGCGCUUCCAGGAGGAUCCGGAGGCAGUCGAGAGAGAAUAUCAAGCUGCAUUGGUCCCGGAGGUUGCGCCCUCCGCGCCAAAACAGAAAAGGAAGAAGGUAGAGGAGGAGGAGGAGGAAGGCGAGGGCGAGGAGGCCUUCACCACUGUCGGCAAGGGCGGAAAGGCCAUACAGUUCACGGCGGACAGCAUCUUCAAAAACCUGCAGCUGGUGCAGGAGGCUCGUGGUAAAAAGAACACCGACCGGCACGAGCAGAUCCGGAUCCUCGAGAAACUGCUCGAGGUCGCGGUGACGUCGUACCAGCGCAUCCGGGUGCUGCUCACGCUCAUCUCGGCGCGGUUCGACUAUAACUCGUCCGUCGCGACGCACAUGCCGAUCGGGCUCUGGGUCGCGGCGCAGCGCGAGGUGGACCAGCUGAUUGCGAUCGUGAUGGCGGAGCCGGGAUAUGUGAUCCAGGAGACGACGGAGGAGUACGAUGAGCUCGCGGAGCGCACGCCUGAGACGGAGAAGGACGGCGUGGUACGCAUCCGCGGGAGCAUCAUCAGCUUCGUGGAUCGCCUCGAUGACGAGUUUACGAAGAGUCUGCAGAAUAUCGACCCGCAUGGGACGGAGUAUGUCGAACGGCUGAAGGAUGAGAAGGGGUUGUAUUGCACGAUCUGCAGGUCGCAGGCGCUGUACGAGAGGAACAAAGACGAGGACCCGCUCGGGCGGGUGAUCAUGCGGCGGUUGGAGCACAUCUACUCGAAGCCCGACGCCGUAGUACAUGCUCUCGAAGCAGCCGUCACCGCCUCAGAUACCCAUCCCUCGAUAGUGUUGCCUGCUGAUGGCAAGACCACGCCUCUCAUUCACGCACUCUGUGUACAUCUGUACAAGUCCAGCAACUCCUUCCUCCGCACUCGUGCGAUGCUCUGCCACAUCUACCAUUAUGCCCUGCACAACGAUUUCCACACCGCGCGGGACAUGCUGCUCAUGUCGCAUCUGCAAGAGUCCAUCUACUCCGCGGACGUCGCGACGCAGAUUCUGUACAACCGCACGGUCGUCCAGCUCGGUCUCAGCGCGUUCCGGUGUGGGCUUAUCAAGGAGGCGCAAGCGACGCUGCAGGACAUAUUCGCGACGCAGCGCGUGAAAGAGCUGCUCGCGCAGGGCGUGCAUCAGCAAAGGCACCAGACGCUGACGCCGGAGCAGGAGAAGGCAGAGCGCCAACGACAGCUGCCUUUCCACAUGCACAUCAACACGGAGCUGCUCGAGGCGGCGUUCCUCGUGUCGAGCAUGCUCGUCGAGAUCCCGCUGCUCGCGAGCAUCGACACGGAGGAGCAGCGCCGCAAGGUGAUCUCGAAGCCGUUCAGGCGCCUGCUCGACUUUGCGGACCGCCAGGUGUUCACGGGCCCGCCGGAGAGUACGCGAGACCACAUCAUGCAGGCGAGCAAGGCGCUGCAGAAUGGCGAGUGGGAGAAGUGUCGUGAUUUGAUCCAGAGCAUCAAGAUCUGGAGUUUGAUGCCAGAGUGCAACUCUGUCAAGGAGAUGCUUGCGAAGCGGAUCCAGGAGGAAGGCCUGCGAACUUACCUUUUCACAUACGCGCCGCAUUACAGCACCCUCUCGCUGUCGCUCCUUUCGCGGACGUUUUCGCUGCCACUGCGCGCCGUCACCUCCAUCGUCUCCAAGAUGAUCUGGAACGAAGAGCUGGCGGCGUCGCUCGACCAGGCCGCGGGCGUCCUGGUGUUCAACCGCAUUGAGCUCUCGCGGCCGCAGCAGCUUGCACAGAUCCUGGCCGACAAGAUCAACAGCAUGCUCGAGCAGACUGAGAAGAACCUCGACAACAAGCUCGGUCCCGCUGCGGGGUGGGGCGACCGUGCCGAUGGCGGCAAGGGCGACAAGCGCGGUGAGCAGACGCAGGAGCGGAGGCGAGGGGGCGAGAGGAACCGGGGCGGUGUGCGCGGUGGUGCACGCGGAGGCCGCGGCGGACGCUUCGCGCAAGGUCUCGGAAACCAGAUGGCAGGCGGCACCCAAAGGACCCGAUGA
Laetiporus sulphureus 93-53 is the source of this 2574-nucleotide messenger RNA. Its product is annotated as eukaryotic translation initiation factor 3 subunit 8. Gene Ontology annotation, biological process: translational initiation. The transcript is spliced from 7 exons. The record is from RefSeq and is a predicted model, not a curated record. Gene Ontology annotation, molecular function: translation initiation factor activity; RNA binding; translation initiation factor binding. The coding region runs from base 1 to 2574 and encodes 857 amino acids. Lineage: Eukaryota; Fungi; Basidiomycota; Agaricomycetes; Polyporales; Laetiporaceae. Gene Ontology annotation, cellular component: eukaryotic translation initiation factor 3 complex.